Messenger RNA from Marasmius oreades (fairy-ring Marasmius), 1422 nucleotides. RefSeq lists its product as uncharacterized. NCBI's taxonomy places the organism in Eukaryota, Fungi, Basidiomycota, Agaricomycetes, Agaricales, Marasmiaceae. Bases 70 to 1230 code for a protein of 386 amino acids. The transcript has 7 exons. Gene Ontology annotation, molecular function: nucleotide binding. The record is from RefSeq and is a predicted model, not a curated record.
AAACCAUGUUUUUAAAAAAUUCAACGCUCCUCUUCAUCUCUCCCAUCACCAUUUUCUGUCUUCAGUAAUAUGCUGGCAUUUUUGUCUCGUAUUCAAAAUAUCUCGAAUCCGCCUGCAAACGCUAUUCAACCUAAAGAAACCAAUGCUUUGAAGUUUGGUUGCCUUGGUGCUGCCAAAAUCACCCCAGGGGCAUUAGUAAAGCCUUCAACGACUCAUUCUGGAGUGCUACUUUAUGCUGUUGCUGCUCGGGACCAGGCACGCGCAGACGCAUUUGCGCACAAGCACGGUUUUCAAAAAAGUUAUGGUGGUACUACUGCUUAUCAAGAUUUGAUUGAUGAUCCUGAAGUAGAAGCCGUGUACAACCCCCUUCCCAAUGGUCUUCAUUUCGAGUGGACGAUGAAAGCUCUCAAGGGCGGUAAACACGUUCUCCUUGAAAAACCUGCUACGAACACGGAAGAUGAGGCGCGACAGAUCUUCUCACUUGCAGCUCAGAAGGGACUGGUGGUAUUGGAAGCGUUUCACUUUCGUUUCCACCCUUCGAUUCAACGCAUGAAAGCCAUCUUGGACAGUAAUGAGCUGGGUGCCAUCAAGAGUAUCACUGCUGGUCUUACUGCUCCCCAAGGUACUGCGCAGCCUGAUGAUAUUCGGUGGAUGUACGAGCUCGGCGGUGGUAGUACGAUGGACCCUGGUUCUUACCCUAUCAACUUUGUCCGUUAUCUGGCAGCUCCCCACAAACCGAAGACGGUUGUCAGCGCCUCUGCUGUGCCUUACACCUCAGCACCUCAACAUAAGCAAGUAGACAGGAAAUUCACUGCGACGCUCGAUUUUGAGCAUGACAUCCUUGUAGAUGUUUUUGCUGAUCUUGACGAACCUCGAUUUUUGGGGAUGCUUCCGCGUAUACCUAAACUCAAGGCUACUGUUCGGUGUGAAGGAGGUACUGUUGAGAUAUUUAAUUUCCUCAUACCACAUUUUUAUCAUUACAUUACUGUUUCUCCUACUGGUAAAACUAGUCGGGUUGAGAAGGCGUAUCGGUUUGCGGAUGGUUCGAAGGGUGAGGAGUGGUGGACGACGUACCGCUAUCAAUUGGAGGCGUUUGUGGAUAAGGUUCGUGGUCGAGAGCCGCAGACUUGGUUGGAUCCUGAGGAUACUAUUGAUAAUAUGAAAUGGAUUGAAGCUAUUUAUGCAAAGGAUGGCUUUGGAAGUCGGCCGCAUUCAGAAUAUGUUCCCUAGGUCAAUAAAGGCCUACUCCCUUGUCCCAACUACUACCACAUAAGUUGGAACAUAUAAAAUCUGCUUUUACCAGUAUGCUGAUGGGUGCUUUGCAAAGCGCACAUGUGGUCCCCGCCGUAACUUUUCGUGAAAGCCGCAGUACAUCUCAAUGGUAUUGUAGUACUAGCGCCCGAAUCAAUUUUUAUUAUAGUA